UAUAUGUCAUGAAAUACACAAACCGAAACUUCAGGAUUUGUGUCAGCAGCAAAGGACUCGACGUUGAACUGCUGGUGUCAAAAAUCAAUAAAGUAGACGCAGCAAAAAGGGACGGAGUCACACCCUUGGACCUGCAGGAGGGAAGGACAAGCUUGAGAGAACAGGCGCAUUGGGCAAGGUGUUGCAGUGGUGCAGGCGUCCCUUUCGCAGAGGGUAAUGCUGGCAAGUUUAGCAGCGGGGUAGUGAAAAGCAUCAGGGACGGUGGUGGUUUCGCUGCAUUUUCUUGUAAACAUCUGGGGUGGACCGGAUGGCGUCUUCUACGGUGUCGUUGUCCUCGUCUUGCGCUGCCAGGGCCUUUACUGGCCAGAGGGCGGUGGCACAAAGGCCUCUUGAGAGUUGCAGAAGCGCCGCGCUGCUUGGCAGGGCAAACCUGCGGCCUUCUCAGCUCAGCCGCAGCAGCUUCGUCCAGAGGAGCAAUGUGGCGAUGCCUUUUGUCCGCCCAAGCAGCCCAGUGGUAAAGCCCGAGGAGGCCGACAGUGGGGCGGCUUCACAGCCGGGCGUCGUGCGGAGCAUGCUCAGCCCUCGGAGAGUGAAGCACCGGAAGCAGCACAGGGGCCGGUUGACGGGCAAGGCUUCGCGGGGGAACACCAUUGCCUUCGGGAGCUUUGCUCUACAGGCUCAGGAGCCAACAUGGAUCACAGCCCGCCAGAUUGAGUCGGGACGUAGGGCGAUGACUCGUUACGCCCGUCGUGGUGGCAAGAUCUGGAUCCGGGUUUUCCCUGACAAGCCCAUCACGAUGCGGCCGGCGGAAACUCGUAUGGGGUCCGGAAAGGGGUCCCUGUCGCAUUGGGUGGCUGUCGUAAAGCCGGGGCGGAUCAUAUAUGAGAUGGCGGGGGUGUCACCACAGGUGGCGCGGGCGGCUAUGGCGAUUGCUGCGCAAAAGAUGCCCAUCAAGGUCAAGUUCAUCACAAAGGAGGCCUAGGUUGUCUUCUUAUAAUGGGGCGUUUGCUGCACGGAAUGGAAUCAGAUGCUGAACAAGAGGGGGGAAAGGUAACGGCUCUGCUCUGAGCAGUCUGCCUGCUUUGGAAAGAAGAUUGGCACUUGCUUGGUGCAAGGUAUACUAAACCUGUCUGUAUGGAAGCGAGAAUGAGUUGGAAGGCCAAGGUCUGCAAAUGCACCCUUGGUAUGCGCAUGACGACCUCAAGGUCAAGUUAGCAAAUGUCUCAUCAAUGCUGCGCCAUGCAUGCUGCCUUUCAAACUAUG
Messenger RNA from Klebsormidium nitens, 1263 nucleotides. The record is from the annotation of a GenBank genome assembly. Lineage: Eukaryota; Viridiplantae; Streptophyta; Klebsormidiophyceae; Klebsormidiales; Klebsormidiaceae.